Messenger RNA from Tachyglossus aculeatus (Australian echidna), 2744 nucleotides. RefSeq names its product serine/threonine-protein kinase Nek9-like. Gene Ontology annotation, biological process: protein phosphorylation. Gene Ontology annotation, cellular component: centrosome. The record is from RefSeq and is a predicted model, not a curated record. Lineage: Eukaryota; Metazoa; Chordata; Mammalia; Monotremata; Tachyglossidae. Gene Ontology annotation, molecular function: protein kinase activity; protein kinase binding; ATP binding.
GAGGAAACCUCUAUGACAAAAUUCUGCGUCAGAAGGACAAGUUGUUUGAGGAAGAGAUGGUGCUUUGGUACCUGUUUCAGAUUGUAUCAGCAGUGAGCUGCAUCCACAGAGCUGGGAUCCUUCACAGAGACAUAAAGACAUUAAAUAUUUUCCUAACCAAAGCAAACCUGAUCAAACUGGGAGACUAUGGGUUGGCAAAGAAACUUAAUUCUGAAUACUCCAUGGCUGAAACGCUUGUGGGAACCCCAUACUACAUGUCUCCAGAACUCUGCCAAGGGGUGAAGUACAAUUUCAAGUCUGACAUCUGGGCAGUGGGCUGUGUCAUCUUUGAGCUGCUCACCUUGAAGAGGACCUUUGAUGCUACGAACCCACUGAACCUGUGUGUCAAGAUUGUUCAGGGGAUCCGGGCCAUGGAGGUUGAUUCCAGCCUGUACUCUCUAGAGCUGAUCCAGAUGGUACAUACCUGUCUCGAUCAGGACCCAGAGAAAAGGCCCACUGCUGAUGAACUUCUCAACCGCCCUCUUCUCAGGAAACACAGGAGGGAGAUGGAAGAAAAAGUCGCACUGCUUAAUGGACCAACCAAAAGACCAAGGUCCAGUACCGCGAAUGAAACACCCAUUGCUGUGGUGACCUCUCGCACGAGUGAGGUGUAUGUUUGGGGAGGUGGGAAAUCCACUCCUCAGAAGCUGGAUGUCAUCAAGAGUGGCUGCAGCGCCCGACAAGUAUGUGCAGGGAAUACCCACUUUGCCGUAGUGACAGUGGAGAAAGAGCUGUACACUUGGGUGAAUAUGCAAGGCGGCACCAAACUCCACGGGCAGUUGGGGCACGGAGACAGAGCCUCCUAUCGGCAGCCAAAGCACGUGGAGAAGUUGCAGGGCAAGGCCAUUCAUCAGGUGUCCUGUGGAGACGACUUUACAGUCUGCAUCACCGAUGAGGGCCAGCUGUACGCCUUUGGCUCAGAUUACUACGGUUGCAUGGGGAUGGACAAGGUUGCUGGGUCCGAGGUCUUGGAGCCUAUGCAGCUGAAUUUCUUCCUUAACAAUCCAGUGGAGCAGGUCUCCUGUGGCGAUAAUCAUGUGGUGGUUCUGACCCGAAACAAAGAAGUCUAUUCAUGGGGUUGUGGGGAAUAUGGACGACUGGGCUUGGAUUCGGAAGAGGAUUUUUAUACUCCGCAGAAGGUGGAUGUUCCCAAGGCCUUGAUAAUUGUCUCAGUUCAGUGCAGUUGUGAUGGGUCAUUUCUGUUGACUCAGUCUGGCAAAGUGUUAGCCUGCGGACUCAACGAAUUCAACAAACUGGGCCUGAAUCAAUGCAUGUCCGGAAUCAUCAACCAUGAAGCUUACCGUGAAGUUCCCUACACAACCUCACUUACUCUGGCUAAGCAGUUGUCUUUUUACAAGAUCCGUACCAUUGCCCCUGGGAAGACUCAUACUGCAGCUAUUGAUGAACGGGGCCGUCUGCUGACCUUUGGUUCCAACAAGUGUGGACAGCUAGGAGUCGGGGACUAUAAGAAGCGCCUGGGAAUCAAUCUUCUGGGGGGGCCCCUUGGUGGGAAGCAGGUGAUCAGGGUUUCGUGUGGUGAUGAGUUUACCAUAGCUGCUACGGAUGAUAAUCACAUUUUUGCUUGGGGAAACGGAGGGAACGGCCGCCUCGCAAUGACCCCUACGGAGAAACCUCACGGUUCUGAUAUCUGUACCUCGUGGCCUCGGCCCAUUUUUGGAUCCCUGCAUCAUGUCCCGGAUCUGUCUUGCCGGGGCUGGCACACCAUUCUCAUUGUUGAGAAGGUGUUGAACUCUAAGACUAUCCGUUCCAACAGCAGUGGCUUGUCCAUUGGAACUGGGGCACAGAGCUCCACUCAAGGUGGCAACGGUGGUGGCGAAGAGGAGGAAACCCAACGGGCAUCCGAGACCCCUGACCCAAGUGGUGGUUUCCGGGGAACCAUGGAGGCGGACCGGGGCAUUGGGGGCUUGAUGAGCCCCCCUGAGGCCAUGGGGGUCAGCAGCGUGGGUAGCAGCUCCUGCCCGGGCUGGCUGCGGAAGGAGCUGGAAAAUGCCGAGUUCAUCCCCAUGCCUGACAGUCCUUCUCCCCUGAGUGCAGCUUUUUCCGAGCCUGAGAAAGAGACCCUCCCUUACGAGGAGUUACAAGGGCUCAAAGUUGCCUCAGAAGCUCCUGCAGAAUGCAACAAGCCCACCACAGAAGCCUGGCCCCCCCGGCUGCCCCCAGCUCCGGGGUGUGUAGGGAAAGGAGCGCCUCCGGCUGCAGCCUGCCUGUGCAGCUCUCUGCAAGUGGAAGUGGAGCGGCUAAGGGGACUGGUGUUGAAAUGCCUGGCCGAACAGCAGCUGCUGCAGGAGGAAAACCUUCGAAUCUGCUCCCAGCUCCAGAGGCUCCAAAAGGGGAUGGAAGGAAUGCAGCAGCUGGAGACUCAUUCCAGAGGAACCCAGACGGCAAAGGAAGAGAUGGAAACAGAUACAAAGCCCGACUUGGAUUCAGAUUCCUGGUGCCUCCUGGGAACAGACUCCUUUCGAUCCGGCCUCUAGUCUCUUGAGCUUGUGCACUUCCAAUAACUCGGGAUCCAUACUACUUCACAGCACGCUAACUGAACGCAGAGAGCGGCUUUGUUGCUUCUGUUCACCGGCAGAAAGGGAGCAAGGCAGGAGGCUCCCAAAGGCCUCCGGGAACGUUUGGAGGGAAACGACUCCUUUCGGAGAAGGAUUAGGAGUGGGUGUUGGUUUUGGCGGGUUUACUUG